Molecule: messenger RNA, 510 nt
Organism: Marmota monax (woodchuck)
Lineage: Eukaryota; Metazoa; Chordata; Mammalia; Rodentia; Sciuridae
Product: lysozyme-like protein 1
Exons: 6
Coding region: 64-510 (148 amino acids)
Molecular function (GO): lysozyme activity
Source: RefSeq, a predicted model, not a curated record
UCAGUCGCUGGGGCAGGCACCAGGAAUCUGCCUUUUCAAUUUUAUUAGAGACAGGCCUUGGGGAUGAAGGCUGCUGGCAUCUUGUCCCUGAUUGGCUGUCUGGUCACAGUCACAGACUCCAAAAUCUACACUCGCUGCAAACUGGCAAAAGUAUUCGCGCGGGCCGGCCUGGACAAUUACCAGGGCUUUAGCCUGGGAAACUGGAUCUGCAUGGCGUACUAUGAGAGCCGCUACAACACCACAGCUCAGACUGGCCUGGAUGACGGCAGCAUCGACUAUGGCAUUUUUCAGAUAAAUAGUUUCACGUGGUGCAGAGAUGCAAAGCUGCAGGAGAAGAACCACUGUCAUGUUGCCUGCUCAGCCUUAAUCACUGACGACCUCACAGAUGCAAUUAUCUGUGCCAAGAAAAUUGCUAAAGAGACUCAAGGGAUGGACUACUGGCAAGGCUGGAAGAAACACUGUGAGGGCAGAGAACUAUCUGAGUGGAAAAAAGGAUGUGAGGUUUCCUGA